Messenger RNA from Babjeviella inositovora NRRL Y-12698, 2371 nucleotides. RefSeq names its product sodium:solute symporter family protein. NCBI's taxonomy places the organism in Eukaryota, Fungi, Ascomycota, Pichiomycetes, Serinales. Gene Ontology annotation, biological process: urea transmembrane transport. Gene Ontology annotation, molecular function: urea transmembrane transporter activity. The coding region runs from base 1 to 2094 and encodes 697 amino acids. The record is from RefSeq and is a predicted model, not a curated record. Gene Ontology annotation, cellular component: plasma membrane. The transcript has 2 exons.
AUGCUCGUCCAAAUACUGGGUAAAGUUUUAUUGAGUUGGUUGUCAGUUAUCCCUGGCUUCCAUGAAACUGUGAAACUAUUAGGACAAGCUUCGGGUUACGGGGUUCUUGUUGGAGUGGGGGGGUUGUUUGCCCUUGGGAUUGUCGUUGCGACAAAAUUGUCCUCCAGAUAUUUGAAUGAAAACUCUCAGUCCACCGAAAUGUUUAUGGUGGCCGGCAGGAGGGUCGGCGUGGGGUUGACUGCAAGUGCAGUGUACUCCAGCUGGACCUGGAGUACUGAGUUUCUCAUGGUCACCACCAUGGUGUUCAAUUACGGUGUAAUGGCCUCCUUCUGGUUUGGGGUGGGAUUGUGUUUCCAGAUCUGUCUUAUGUCCUUGUUGGGAAUUGAAGCCAAGAAGAAGAUCCCGGCCAGUCACACGUGUUUGGAAAUCGUGCAGUUAAGAUAUGGCAAGGCUUGUCACCUCUUGUACUUGUUCCUUUGUCUUGUGAACAACAUCUUAUCGUGUUCAUCGAUGAUUUUGGCCGCUGCCGGUGCCAUUUCAGUUAUCGCUGGUAACAUGCACAUUGUUGCCUGCACCAUGCUCAUUCCUUUCGGUGUGUUGUUGUACACCACCGUUGGGGGUCUCAAGUCCACUUUCUUGACCGAUUACGUUCAUUCAUUCGUGGUGUUAGUUGUCAUGUGUUAUGCCGCUACCUCGGUCUUGACAUCCCCAGAAAUCGGUGGCAUGGGUGGCUUGUACGAUAAGGUCAUAGCUCAUGACGCCGAUAGAUACGUUAAAGGAAACUUCCAGGGCUCUUUCAUGACUGGAAAGUCCCAGGGUGCCGUGUUCUUUGGGAUUAUUCUCAGUAUAGGCAACACGGGGCUCACGGUCAUGGAUUCUUCCUUCUGGCAGAAGAGCUUCAGUGCCGACCUCGAUGCUUCCGUUCCUGGCUACCUUCUUGCUGCAGGUACUAUCUUUGCCAAUGUAUGGCCAAUCGGCACCAUUAUCGGGUUAGCCGGAAUUGUCCUCGAAAGUACUUCAAUCUUCCCAACCUACCCAAGACUCAUGACUGCCCACGAAGUCAACAGUGGCUUUGUUCUCCCUUACACUUUGAAGGCUCUUUUGGGUGACCGUGCUCUUGGGGCUGUUUUGUUGGUUGUAUACCUUGCCGUCACCUCCACCACGAGUGCUCAAAUGAUUUCUGUCAGUAGUAUCAUCUCCUUUGACAUCUACAAGAAAUACAUUAAGCCAGAUGCCAACAAUAAGCACUUGAUUAACGUCUCGCACCUCGGGGUUGUGUUCUUUGGUCUCUUCUCUGCCGGGUUCUCUGUCAUGCUUCAUUACGUUGGUACAGAUAUGACCUGGAUGACCUAUUUCUACUCCAUGGUCAUUUGUCCUGGCGUUAUUCCCUUGGUUCUUGCGAUUACAUGGGACGGCCAGACCAGGUUGGCAUUCUUUGUCGCCCCUAUCGUUGGCAUGUUGGCUGGCAUUGCCGUCUGGUUGUCUACCGCAUACCACUAUUUUGGGGCGGUUACCAUUUUCACCACUGGCCAGCAACUUCCUUGUCUCUUUGGCGGGUUGACUUCUAUCAUUUUGCCGGGGAUUGCUAGUGUUGUCAUCAGUUUAACCAUCAACCCAUACAAAUUUGACUGGGAUGAGUUCAAAAAGGCUGAAAUUAUUGUCGUGGAUCCCGAAGAGUCUCUAGAAGAGAGUAGAUUUGUCCUGGAAACAGCCAGUAACGAAAAGAAUGAGCAAGUCGUUUAUACUGCUCUGGAUCCCGAAACCCCGGCAGGACACUCAUCCUUUGAGAAUAGCUUUGAAGGUGCUGAAACCAGCAAGCAGAAGAAACUCAAUUUCUACAUCAAGAUAUCUCGGUUCGCCGUGGUGUUUGUGUUUUUGUUGACUUGGGUUGUUUGGCCAAUGCCAUUGUACAGAGACUGGAUCUGGAGUAAAGCGUUCUUUAAGGGCUGGACUACGGUUUCCAUUUUUUGGCUCUAUCUCGCCUUUGUGAUCAUUGGAUUAUAUCCCUUGUAUGACGGGAGACACUCUCUUGCAAAAGUGGGUAGAGGCAUUUACCGUGAUUUUAUCGUGCGAGACGGUAAAUCACAAGCCUAAAGCUAGGGAUGGCUUCGUAUAGUUUCUAAAUACCCUGUUGGAAGUAGCUGGCGCUACAGAAUAUCUAUAACGGAUAUUAUUCAUUAGUUUAGUAAGGUUCAAUGCCCUUAGCUUAAAUGCUUCCUCCAAACUCAUCGAUACUUCUUAGCGGCCCUUGUAGUUCGAUCAAAGCUGCCUUAUGGUUCAAAUAAUACGCUCCUGGUACCAUCCUCUAAGGGGUUUAAAAAGGAUAAAAAAUUAACUCUAAUUGUAGUACAAUGGUGAUAUAAAGCACAUC